Messenger RNA from Chenopodium quinoa (quinoa), 1104 nucleotides. RefSeq names its product protein FAR1-RELATED SEQUENCE 5-like. NCBI's taxonomy places the organism in Eukaryota, Viridiplantae, Streptophyta, Magnoliopsida, Caryophyllales, Amaranthaceae. The transcript has 2 exons. Gene Ontology annotation, molecular function: zinc ion binding. The coding region runs from base 1 to 1104 and encodes 367 amino acids. Gene Ontology annotation, biological process: regulation of DNA-templated transcription. The record is from RefSeq and is a predicted model, not a curated record.
AUGAAAAAGCUGCCUGAUAAAGUUGGAAGGAAUAUCAUUCAGGAUACUGAAUUUUUGAAGGAACUCAGUAAGUGUGUUUGGAAUUUAGAAAUUGAGGCACCUGAAUUUGAAGAGAAGUGGAACAAUGUUCUUGUUGAGUUUAAAUUACAAGAUCAUGAUUGGUUGAAUUUGAUGUUUGAGAUGAGAGCUAUGUGGAUUCCAGCGUAUUUUAGAGAUGUCUUUAUGGGUGGUAUUAUGAGAACUACCUCAAGGUCAGAGAGUGAGAAUAAUUUUUUUACAUCCGUUGUAAAUCCUCACGUGUCUCUUGUGGAGUUUUUCAUGAGGUAUGAAACUGCGUUGGAUGCACAGAGACAUUGUCAGGCAGAGAAUGACAAUGAAUCACAGGAGAAAUUCCCUCAAUGUAAGACAGAAUUGUUGAUUGAGAGGCAUGGUUCUGAGGUGUACACCGUUUCUGUAUUUUAUGAAUUUCAAGAUGAAGUUCAUAGUGCUUUUUAUUGUUGUGGUGUAGAUGAAUUGAGGAAGGAAGAUGGUAUUGAUGUAGCAAUUGUUACUGAGGCAAAUAGGAGAAGGAAAUUUAAAGUUUUGUUUGAGUGCUUUAGUCAUGACACUACCUGCUCUUGUAAGAAGUUUUAUAGGAUAGGAAUCCCAUGCAGACAUAUGAUAUGGAUGUGGAAGGCAAAGAAUUUAAAAAUCAUUCCAAAGCAAUAUAUCUUAGAUCGUUGGACAAUAAAUGCUACUCAGAAACCAGUGUUAGAUAUAAGUCAUGAGGAGGACUUUAUUAAGAAUAUUCGAGAGUUCAAGAAUAAAAUUGAAGCGACAAAAAAUGUUACUUUGGAAGAUACUCAGAAUGUAAGAUCUAGUGAACAUGAUAUUGAGAUGUUAAUAGGAUGUAGCAUUCCUGAUGAAAUACUUGUUCAGCCUCCUAAAGUGUCGAAGAAUAAAGGUACAGGUGUUCACGAUGGCUCUGGAACUAGUGGGUCUAAAAGAUUAAAGGGUGCCAAAGAAAUAGCGGUUGGACAAUCUAAAAAGAAAACGAAGAGGAAAUGCAGUGGCUGUGGCGAGCUAGCAUAUCAUGAUAUUCGGAAUUGUCCUCACAAAGCAUGA